CACAGCUUGGGACUGACAAGGGAUCCAUACUACAGAGCGAUCAGGGAAUCCACGUAGCUGUGCACACAGGGGGAUCACUUUGGACAUCAGGAUAAACUGUCCAUCUUGUAAAGGAUCACAUUUUUCUUCAAAGAAGGACUUAAAAAAAGUUUGCAGAACAUGGCCUCCUCUCCUUCUGGAACUAGCAGAAACCAGAUUGACAGGAGAAAGUCAUCACCAAGGAGUCCAUCUAAGUCUGACACAAACGCAAGUUACUUGAGAGCUGCAAGAGCUGGAAACCUUGAAAAAGCCCUUGACUAUCUGAAAAAUGGCGUGGAUAUCAAUAUCUGCAAUCAGAAUGGAUUGAAUGCCCUCCAUCUUGCUUCCAAAGAAGGACACAUAGAAAUAGUUUCAGAACUCAUACAACGAGGCGCUGAUGUAGAUGCAUCAACAAAGAAAGGAAACACAGCUCUGCACAUAGCAUCGUUAGCUGGACAAACGAAUGUAGUGAAAGUGCUUGUUACAAGUGGAGCCAAUGUCAAUGCACAAUCCCAGAAUGGCUUCACUCCCUUGUAUAUGGCAGCACAAGAAAACCACCAAGAAGUUGUGAAGUUUUUGCUUGAUAAUGGGGCUAGUCAGGGCCUGGCUACAGAGGAUGGGUUUACACCUUUGGCCGUUGCCCUGCAACAAGGUCAUGACCAAGUAGUUUCACUACUUCUCGAAAAUGACACAAAAGGAAAAGUUCGCCUUCCGGCGCUACACAUCGCAGCUCGAAAGGAUGACACAAAAGCUGCCGCACUUCUCCUGCAGAAUGACCACAAUGCUGAUGUGGAAUCCAAGAGCGGUUUUACCCCACUUCACAUAGCGGCCCACUACGGAAAUAUAAAUGUGGCUACAUUGUUACUAAACCGAGGUGCUGCAGUGGAUUUUACCGCAAGGAAUGACAUCACUCCCUUACAUGUGGCUUCUAAACGAGGCAAUGCCAAUAUGGUCAAACUUCUGUUGGAUCGUGGAUCCAAAAUUGAUGCCAAAACAAGGGAUGGGCUGACACCUCUUCAUUGUGGAGCGAGGAGCGGGCAUGAGCAAGUUGUGGAGAUGCUGCUGGACAGAGGAGCCCCUAUUCUUUCCAAGACAAAGAAUGGCCUGUCCCCACUGCACAUGGCAACGCAAGGAGAUCACCUGAACUGUGUUCAGCUCUUGCUCCAGCACAAUGUGCCUGUUGACGAUGUUACCAAUGACUAUUUAACUGCACUUCAUGUCGCCGCACACUGUGGACAUUACAAAGUGGCUAAAGUUCUUCUGGAUAAGAAAGCCAAUCCUAAUGCCAAAGCAUUGAAUGGUUUUACACCUCUUCACAUUGCUUGCAAGAAGAAUCGGUUUAAAGUCAUGGAGCUUCUGUUAAAACACGGAGCAUCUAUUCUAGCGGUCACAGAAUCUGGCCUGACGCCAAUUCACGUUGCUGCCUUUAUGGGACAUGUCAAUAUUGUUUCACAGUUAAAACAUCAUGGAGCAUCGCCUAAUACGACCAAUGUGAGAGGAGAAACUGCAUUGCACAUGGCAGCCAGAGCUGGUCAGUCUGAAGUUGUCCGAUUUCUUUUACAAAAUGGGGCUCAGGUAGAAGCAAAAGCAAAGGAUGACCAAACACCAUUACACAUAUCAUCUCGUUUGGGAAAAGCAGAUAUAGUUCAACAGCUUCUUCAACAAGGGGCAUUUCCAGAUGCAGCCACUACGUCUGGUUAUACUCCACUACACCUUGCUGCUCGAGAAGGACAUGAAGACGUGGCUGCUGUUCUUCUGGACCAUGGGGCUUCUCUAUCAAUAGUUACUAAGAAAGGAUUUACUCCUUUGCAUGUGGCUUCAAAAUAUGGGAAGAUUGAAGUAGCUAAUUUACUGCUUCAGAAAAACGCCUCUCCCGAUGCUGCUGGCAAGAGUGGUUUAACUCCACUGCAUGUAGCGGCACACUAUGAUAAUCAGAAAGUGGCUCUUCUGCUCUUGGAUCAAGGAGCAUCACCUCAUGGAGCAGCAAAGAAUGGCUACACGCCUCUUCAUAUCGCAGCAAAGAAAAACCAGAUGGACAUAGCUACCACACUGCUUGAGUACGGCGCAGAUGCCAAUGCAAUUACAAAGCAAGGAAUCUCCCCAGUACACCUCGCGGCACAAGAAGGUCACGUGGACAUGGUUUCCUUGCUCCUUACUAGAAACGCCAAUGUCAAUGUCAGCAACAAGAGUGGACUGACACCUCUUCAUCUCGCGGCUCAAGAGGACAGAGUAAGCGUGGCAGAAGUGCUGUCCAAUCAAGGUGCCGUUAUUGACGCAACAACAAAGAUGGGCUACACCCCCUGUCAUGUGGCCAGUCACUAUGGGAACAUAAAGAUGGUGAACUUCCUGUUGCAGCAUGGUGCAAAAGUGAAUGCCAAAACUAAGAAUGGAUAUACAUCACUGCACCAGGCAGCCCAGCAAGGUCAUACCCAUGUAAUCAAUGUCCUGCUCCAUAAUGGGGCAUCUCCUAAUGAAGUCACUGUGAAUGGAAACACUGCGCUGGCUAUCGCUCGGCGGCUGGGCUAUAUUUCAGUGGUUGAUACACUUAAAGUGGUAACAGAAGAGACCCUAACAACAAUUAUGGUGACGGAAAAACAUAAAAUGAACGUACCAGAAACAAUGAACGAAGUUCUGGACCUGUCGGAUGAUGAAGUACGUAAGGCCAAUAUGCCUGAGAUUCUCAGUGACGCUGAGUAUAUGUCUGACGGCGAUGAAGGCGAAGACGCCAUGACAGGUGACACGGACAAAUAUCUUGGCCCUCAGGAUCUGAAAGAACUCGGAGAUGAUUCCCUUCCUCAAGAAGGAUAUAUGGGUUUCAGCAUAGGAGCUCGAUCUGCCAGCCUUCGCUCCUUCAGUUCGGAUAGGUCCUAUACUCUGAACAGAAGCUCCUUUGCGCGAGACAGUAUGCUGAUUGAAGAACUCCUGGCACCUUCAAAGGAUACGCAUCAUUCCUCCACAAGAGAGUUUGAUUCGGACUCGCUGAGGCACUACAGUUGGGCGGCGGAUACAAUGGAUAAUGUAAAUCUUGUUUCAAGUCCUGUGCAUUCUGGUUUCCUAGUCAGCUUUAUGGUUGAUGCACGUGGUGGAUCCAUGAGAGGGAGUCGACAUAAUGGGAUGCGGAUAAUUAUACCUCCAAGGAAGUGUACAGCGCCUACCCGUAUCACAUGCCGACUGGUCAAGAGGCACAAACUGGCCACACCUCCACCUAUGGUUGAAGGAGAAGGGCUAGCCAGCCGGCUGGUAGAGAUGGGACCGUCAGGGGCUCAGUUUCUUGGACCUGUGAUAGUAGAAAUUCCUCACUUUGGAUCCAUGAGAAGUAAAGAGAGAGAAUUGAUCGUACUGAGGAGUGAAAAUGGGGAGUCUUGGAAAGAACAUCAGUAUGAUUGCAGGCUUGAAGAUCUCAAUGAGUUACUUAAUGGCAUGGAUGAAGAAUUGGACAGUGCUGAGGAACUAGAAAAGAAGAGAAUUUGUAGAAUUGUCACAAAAGACUUCCCUCAAUAUUUUGCGGUGGUUUCUCGGAUAAAGCAAGAAAGCAACCAGAUUGGACCAGAGGGAGGUGUUCUGAAGAGUACAACCGUACCUCGUGUUCAAGCAUCUUUUCCAGAAGGAGCUUUGACCAAAAGAAUUAGAGUUGGCCUUCAGGCACAACCAGUACCCGAUGAAUUGGUUAAAAAAGCAAUAGGAAACAGAGCAACGUUCAGCCCAAUAGUCACGGUGGAACCAAGAAGAAGAAAAUUCCACAAACCAAUCACUAUGACAAUACCAAUACCGCCACCUUCAGGAGAAGGAGUAACUAAUGGCUACAAAGGGGACACCACUCCAAGUCUGAGGCUCUUAUGUAGUAUUACAGGUGGUACGUCACCGGCUCAGUGGGAAGAUAUUACAGGAACUACUCCUUUAACAUUUGUUGAUGACUGUGUUUCUUUUACAACCAAUGUUUCAGCCAGAUUUUGGCUUGGUGACUGCCAUCAAAUACCAGAGACUGUUAGUUUAGCAACGCAGCUUUACAGGGAAUUGAUUUGCGUUCCCUACAUGGCCAAAUUUGUGGUGUUUGCCAAAAUGAAUGACCCAGUGGAAGCUCGGCUGCGCUGCUUCUGUAUGACUGAUGAUAAAGUGGACAAAACGCUGGAGCAGCAGGAGAACUUUGAAGAAGUUGCAAGGAGUAAAGACAUUGAGGUUCUGGAAGGAAAACCUAUCCAUGUUGAUUGCUAUGGAAACUUAGCUCCACUGACAAAAGGAGGGCAACAGCUUAUAUUUAAUUUUUAUGCUUUCAAAGAAAACAGACUGCCGUUCUCUGUAAAGAUCAGAGACCCCAGCCAGGAACCAUGUGGUCGUCUCUCCUUUUUGAAAGAGCCAAAGACUACAAAAGGUCUGCCUCAGACGGCUGUGUGUAACCUAAACAUCACUCUGCCAACUCAGAAAAAGAAUGAAAAAUUGGACAAACGGCAGAACUUUGUAUCUUUAGCCUUGCGUAAGCGCUACAGUUAUCUGACUGAACCUGGAAUCAAACCAAUUGAUCGGACUGCAGGAGCACCAAGACCCACGCCUGCUUCUUAUUCAUACAAGCCAGGCUUUCCAACAAGACCAUACCAGUCAUGGACAACUGCUCCAAUUACAGUGCCUGGACAGACCAAAUCAGGCUUUACUUCUCUGUCAAGCUCUUCCUCUAAUACACCAUCAGCAUCCCCAUUAAAAUCAAUUUGGUCUGUUUCUUCUGCAUCUCCAAUAAAAUCCACAUUGGGAGGUUCUACUCCCUCUUCUGUAAAAUCUGUUAGUGAUGUAGCAUCUCCUAUUAGAUCAUUUCGGACAAUAUCUUCUCCAAUAAAAACUGUUGUAACACAGUCUCCCUAUACUAUUCAAGGUUCCUCCGGCUCACCAAUUAGAGCUUCUACAAUACCUGAUGCUACUACUUUCAAGGGCCUGUCUUCAACCUCAGCUUUUUCCUCCAGAACUUCUCCAGUGACCACUGCUGGUUCUCUUUUAGAAAGAUCAUCCAUUACAAUGACACCUCCAGCAUCACCUAAAUCAAAUAUUAACAUGUAUUCCUCAAGCUUGCCAUUUAAGUCUAUAAUUACAUCUGCAGGGUCACUUGCAUCUUCACCAUUAAAGUCAGUGGUAUCUCCUGCUAUCACUUCUUCUAAAGUUGCCAUUGCAUCUUCUCUGUCUUCACCGUUAAAACUUGCCAAUGGGCCGAGUGAAGUUGGUUUAGUUAAUGGAUCUACUUCACCACUUAAAUAUCCACUAUGCUCAAACUAUAUUAAUGGAUCAGUAAUGAAUUUGCAAGAUAAAAUUUCUGCAGUAACAAAAGCUGCAACUGCAUCUGUUAAUUCAACAAUUGACACAGCUGAAAAACAUUAUUCUGCCACCACUUCUGCUCAAGUGUCAUUUUCACCUCUCAGGUCUUUUCCAUCAACAGCUUCAGCAUUUCAGACAAUUCGAACUCCAGCUACUAGUGCUUUGUACACCUCCUUUAGGUCUUCAUUGUCUUCUACUACCUCAUCUGCAACUUCAUCAACAAUAACUGUGCCAGUGUAUUCUGUAGUAAAUGUCCUUUCUGAGCCAACAUUGAAAAAACUCACAGAGUCUGCAUCUUUGACAAAAUCAGCUGCCUCACUGUUAUCACCAUCAAAAUGUUUAGCAACUGAAACACCAACCUCUCAAUUUAAUCGAUCUUCCUCUCCUAUUAAAACUCCCUUAUUUAUUGCACCAGCUGCUCUGAAAUUAUCUACUACAUCAUCCUUAUCUUCAAGCCAAGAGAUACUAAAAGAUGUUGCAGAUAUGAAAGAAGACUUAAUAAGGAUGACAGCAAUUCUUCAAACAGAUACCUCAGAAGACAAGUCAUUUCACCCUGAAUUACCAAAGGAAGUUCGAAUUGAGGAUGAGGAACCAUUUAAGAUUGUUGAAAAAGUUAAAGAAGAUUUAGUUAAAGUCAGUGAAAUUUUAAAAAAAGAUGUAAUUUUAGAAAAUAAAAUGUGUCCAGGGCACUCACCAGAUGAUGACUGGGUAGAAUUUAGCAAGGAUGAACUUGAAGAAGCAAGAGAGCACUCUAGUAUGAAUCUUCCAAUUUUCCCUCCAGAGAAAGUCCAGUUACAAUCUAGAACACUACCUGAAAAAGACUAUAAUUUGACCAAAGUAAUUGAUUAUUUGACUAAUGAUAUUGGAGGCAGUGCAUUUUCAAAUUUAAAAUACAAAUAUGAAGAUGGGAGGAGGGAAGGAGAAGAACGACAAAAAAGAAUAUUGAAACCAGCAAUAGCUCUACAGGAAAAUAAGCUUAAAAUGCCUCCUUCCUCAAUGAGAUCAUCCGCUUCAGAAAAGGAACUCUGUAAAAUUUCCGAGUCCAUCUUUGGGACAGACAUGAUUUUAGAGUCUCCUGAUGAUUUUUCUCAGCAUGAGCAAGACAAGAGUCCUUUGUCUGAUAGUGGAUUUGAGACAAGAAGUGAAAAAACUCCAUCAGCACCACAGAGUGCAGAAAGUACUGGUCCUAAACCACUGUUUCAUGAUGUACCUAUACCACCUGUUCUAACAGAAACAAGAACAGAAGUAGUUCAUGUUAUCAGGAGCUAUGAACCAUCAAGUGGAGAUAUUCCAGAACAUGAAAGAAUGGAGACAUCACCCUUAAAAACUGAUUCAACUUUUAAGGAGUUAGAGCAAAGUCCUAAUGGAGCAAUGAAAGUAAAAAAUAAACCUUUACAAAUGAAAGCUUCAAUUGAUGAAGAAGACCACAAAUGUGUUUUGGGCAAGGGUGUGUGUGUAAAAGAAGAAACUCAUAUAACGACUACAACUAGAAUGGUCUAUCAUACCCCUCCAUGUGUGGAAAAUAAGUCAGAAAGGAUUGAGGAAACUAUGUCUGUUCAUGAUAUUAUGAAAGCUUUCCAGUCAGGACGGGAUCCUUCUAAAGAACUGGCAGGUCUAUUUGAACACAAAUCUUCAGUAGCAUCAGAUGUUCAAAAGUGUAUGGAAGCCUCACAACAUGCAGAAAGAGACACCAAAUUGAAACCAAAAUUGGAGCGCAUUAUAGAGGUGCAUAUUGAAAAAGGUAACCAAGCUGAGCCUACAGAAGUUAUUAUUAGAGAAACAAAAAAACAUCCAGAAAAAGAAAUGUAUGUUUAUCAGAGGGACUUUAAUCAGGGUGAUAGUAAUUUAAGAGAUGUGAUAACAGAAAGAAAUAAUAUUUUUCCUUGCUCAGACGAACAAGGACAGGCAGAAGAAGAAGAGCUUACAGCUGAAGAGUCGCUACCAUCAUACCUAGAAUCUUCAAGAGUUAACACACCAGUAUCUCAAGAAGAAGACAGCCGUCCAAGUUCUGCUCAACUCAUAUCUGAUGACUCUUAUAAAACUCUAAAAUUAUUGAGUCAACAUUCAGUUGAAUAUCACGAUGAUGAUUUAUCAGAACUGAGAGGGGAGUCUUAUAGGUUUGCUGAAAAAAUGCUCCAUUCUGAAAAACUAGAUGCAUCUCAUUCUGAUACAGAGGAUUCUGUAUAUGAACAUGGUUUUCUUCCUGGUUCAGACUUACAGCGCCCUGAAAGACAAUACAGAGAAAAAGUGGUAACCACACCUAAGAAAGACAUUCUGUCGAAAAUAUAUAAAGAUGUAUCUGAAAAUGGUUUAGGUAGGAUAUCUGAUGAUGCUUUUGAUAAAGUUACUGUGUUGCACUACUCUGGAGAUUCUAAGAGCCCCAAACAUGCAAUGUGGAUGCGCUUUACAGAAGAUAGGUUAGACAGAGGUAGAGAAAAAUUAAUAUAUGAAGAUAGAGUAGACAGGACCGUUAAAGAGGCAGAAGAAAAAUUGACUGAAGUGUCUCAAUUUUUCCGUGACAAAACAGAAAAGUUAAAUGAUGAGCUACAGUCUCCAGAAAAGAAACCAUACAAAAAGAAUGGUAAAGAAAUACAUUCAGGUCACAGUUCUACUAGUAGUAGCCCAGACAAAUCCUUAUUCACAGAUAUGCGAACAUCCAGUGAUGACUGGACUAACAUCACUCAAUCUGGGUAUGAGAACAAGGGUGCAUUCCUACCUGAUGAAAGAAAAGCAACAAGCUUACCCUGCAGUCCAGAAAAGAGAAUGCUUGAGAAAAAGAUGGAAGAUGCUAAAUUUGCUCUACAGGAAAACACGUCACAAUCAGGUUCACAAUCUGGAUUCCAACUAAAACAAUCAAAACUCAGUUCAAUUAAACUUAAGUUUGAGCAAAGUAUAAACUUAAAAAAUAAAGACACUUCUCACGAAGAAAGAAGGCAUGAGAGUCCAUCGAAAAUUCCAAUAAAAAAAAUACAGGACAGCCGAUUACCAUUCUUUCAAUUUAAUGCAAGAGAGAAACAACAAAAGUCUGGAGAGGAAGUAAAUGGAGAACUAACUUUGCUAAAAGAGUCAAUUUCUGGUGCAAUCAAUGAAGAAUGUCAAAAAUUCAAAGAGAUAAUAAAAAAUACAAGUGGUAUUGUAGAACAGAAAAUAGAAAAAACAAGUAUAGUAAAAAGAGACAAUGUCACAGAACAAUCAUCUAAUUCAGUGUUUAAUAAUAUAGACUCAUUGGACAAAAAAAUCUAUAGAACAUGGGAGGUAAUUCCAAAUAACAAAACAUCAAAAGAAAAACUUACUCAUAUGUAUGUUCAGGGUAAGGAAAUAGAGCAUGCUGGAUCUAGUGAAACUGACAAAGAACAAGUAAUGUCCAGAAUUGGCACCUGUUCAAAAGAAACCUAUGUUAAAUCUCCUUCCAAAAAAGUAUUAUAUACAGAGUUUGUUCGGAAGGAAGGUGUAUGUACCAGUGAUGAAAAGCAUGGACACAUAAAGGAUGGAUCAAACAUAUCUCACAUUCCUGUUAGAAUUACUGAAGAUAAAAAAUCUUUGUACAGUGCUGAUGGUCAACAUAGCCAGUUAAAAACAGAAUCAGAAAUUAAAAAAGCACCUACACCAACACUGAUUAAACAUAUUAAGCCAGAAAUACUUCAGUCUGCAUUAGUUCUAGAUGAAAGUAAUAGUCGUAGUGAUGUUAAGUUCCCUAAAGCCCAAAGUCACAUGGGUUUAUCUCCUAAUGAAGAUUCAGAGGUUUCCCCUAUUAAGUCCCCUGAUUCUUUAGAGUUUAGCCCAAGUAAAGAAUAUUCAACUGAUUCACAUAAACAAAUCUCAGGUCAUGACUUAGAAACUAGGUAUCCUGUGACAAGCACAGAAGUUUUGAAAGAGAUAAAAACGUUACCAGUUUAUGUCAGUAUUGUCCAAGUAGGAAAGCAAUAUGAGAAAGAGGUGCACCAAGGAAGUGUUAAAAAUGUUGUUAGCCAGGAAAGUAGAACAAUACAAGAAACUAGAAGUACUCUUUUUACUGUUAAACCACAAAAACAGCCACCGUCUCCUCAAGCUAGUCCAGAGGAUGAUACUCUUGAACAAGUAUCAUUUAUAGAUAGUUCAGGGAAAAGUCCUUUAACGCCAGAAACACCAAGUUCAGAGGAAGUGAGCUAUGAAUUCAAUUCUAAAACCCCUGAUUCAUUAUUCCCAUAUAUACCAGGAAAGCCAAGUCCAAUACCUGAAGUAUCUGAGGAAUCAGAAGAAGAAGAACUGGUAAAAUUACAGACUAUCAAACAGAAUAUCACAGAAACUCAGUUAACUAAUGUGAUUGUGCCAAUUAAUGUUUCGAAGGACUCUGCUAACAAAAGGACAAAAGAUAAUCGAGUUGCCUAUAUUGAGUUUCCUCCUCCACCACCUUUAGACUCAGAACAAUCAGUCUCUAGUGAAAGACAGAAUGAGCAUUCAACAGACAGUGAAAUGGAAAUGACAGAAGUCAAUUUGCAAGAUGAUCAUGACAAAUUUCUUUCACCUGAGCCUGUGAUAAGAGUACAGCCACCCUCUCCUGUGCCAUUUGAUUUAGAAAUUAGUGAUUCGAGUGAUGAUGAAUCAGUUAUUCAACCUGUUGCAAUUAAAAAAUACACAUUUAAAAUAAAAGAUGAAGAAGUAAAAGAGUCUACAAAACCCAGUUCUACAGGAAAAUCUUUUUCUCCCAAGCAAUCACAUGAAGCUGAUAUGGGUCUUAAUUCACCCUCAAAUGAUAUAGAACAAAAUGGGAACAAUGAUCAGUCUAUUACGGAGUGCUCCAUAGCAACCACUGCAGAAUUCUCACAUGAUACAGAUGCAACUGAAAUUGAUUCUCUUGAUGGUUAUGAUUUACAAGAUGAAGAUGAUGGAUUAACUGAAAGUGAUUCUAAACAUAUAGUUAGUCAAGAGGUUGAUCUGAAAAAGGAACCAUGGUCCAAGGAAGGUGUUCUUAAACACAGUGAUCGUAGUUUUAGUCAAAGUAAACUUGAAGUUAUUGAAGAAGAAAAAGGGGUAACUGAGGAGUAUAAGCCAUGUAGGAAAAUUUCUGAUAAUGAAAAUAAAGGUGAUCACGGUGACAAAAAGUCAGGAGUGCAGUUUUUUACUUUAGAAGGAAGGCAUCCUGACAGAACUGUAUUUCCUGAUUCAUAUUUCAGUUACAAAGUAGAUGAAGAAUUUGCAACACCCUUUAAAACUGUGGCUACAAAGAGUCUAGACUUUGAUCCCUGGUCCAGUAAAGCUGGAGAUGAUGAUGUAUUUGAAACUAAAUCCAAGGAUGAAGAAUCUAAACCUUUUAGUCUGGCAGUAGAAGAUAGAUCUCAGGCAACCACACCAGAUACAACCCCAGCCAGAACUCCCACAGAUGAAAGUACUCCAACUAGUGAACCAAAUCCCUUCCCAUUUCAUGAGGGGAAGAUGUUUGAGAUGACUCGCAGUGGUGCUAUUGACAUGAGCAAGAGGGAUUUUGUUGAAGAAAGACUUCAAUUUUUUCAGAUUGGUGAGCAUAAUUCUGAAGGGAAGUCAGGGGACAAGGGGGAUGGGGACAAAAUUACUGCCAUCACACUUCCACAGUCAGGGGACAUCUUGAUAGAACCCAUCCUAGAAAAACAAGUAGAGACAACUGUGGUUGAACAUACUUCUGUCAUCCAGGCCAGUGGAGAUUGUCAUGAUGGAACAAUUAGUAAUAAUUCACUGGAAAAAACACCAAGUAAUACUACUUCUAAAGUUGAUUCUAAAUUGCGUACACCUAUAAAAAUGGGAAUAUCUGCCUCAACAAUGGCUACAAAGAAGGAUGGCACUGGAGAAGUGGCAGACAAAGUAGAGGCUGUGUCAGGUUCUCAGAAUUUAGAUAAUGAUAGCAACACUAUGUUUAUAAAUGUAUCAACUUGUGAUAUAUUAAAUAAUCAGAUAGAAUUGCAUGAUAUACAGACAGAAAAUUAUAACAACAAUAAUAAUUUAGAUUCAUCAGCCUUAAAUAUAAAUAAUAAUACAAUUAAUAUAGUGCUUAGCAGAGAGUCUGAUAUUAUACCUAUAAAGAAACUUAAUAAAAACAAGGUUAAUGUUGGGAAAGAUUUGGAAACAUCCAAUGAACAAAAUCUUAAAGAAAAAAAAACAAUGCAGAGAGGGGGGCAAAAACCAUCAGAUACAGCUGGAAGCAGGCCAAAAUCUAAGCUACCUGUUAAGGCCACGUCAGUAAAGCCAGUUCCUAAUAACAUGAACAACUCUAAUACAACAACAGGUAGAAAGAAAUUGGCUUGUAAGAUUGAAAAAGUCACAAAACAAGAAAACAUAGCAAAUGCCGAGGGCAAAUCUAAAAUUCCAGUAAAAAAUAUGAAUAGAGUGAACCCCUCAGUGCAGAAAAAACCUACACCCAAGCAAAAACAUAUGCAGGUAGAGAAAGAAACAAUUAAACAGACUCCUUCAAAAUUACCAGUCAAGGUAAGAGCCCCGCCUAAUGCCACUUCAACAGUCAAAGUAAAGAGAUAUGAGUUCAGUGAGGUUUGUAAACAUUCUAUUGAAUAUUUUAAGGGAAUUAGUGGUGAGACAUUAAAGCUUGUGGAUCGUCUUUCUGAUGAAGAGAAAAGGGUGCAGCAUGACCUUUCUGAUGAUGAAGACAGUACAUCAAGAAAUACGUCAUUAUCUGAAGCCACUCAAGUGUCCCAGCCUUCAGUAACAUCGAGGUCUGCUAAAGACUUGAAAGCAGACGCAACAUCUUUAAAAUCAAAGAUCGAAAAGAUCGACAGUGAGAGAAGGAGCAGUAGAAGGACUGGUCCCCAAAGUCCAUGUGAACGAACUGACAUAAGAAUGGCUAUAGUUGCUGAUCAUUUGGGACUUAGCUGGACUGAAUUAGCAAGAGAACUGAAUUUUUCUGUGGAUGAAAUUAAUCAAAUUCGAGUUGAGAACCCAAACUCGCUCACCGCUCAAAGUUUCAUAUUGUUAAAGAAAUGGGUCAUAAGAGAUGGUAAAAAUGCAACAACUGAUGCCUUAACUAAUGUAUUGACGAAAAUUAAUCGAAUAGAUAUUGUGACAUUAUUGGAAGGACCAAUAUUUGACUAUGGAAACAUUAGCGGAACAAGAAGUUUUGCAGAUGAAAAUAAUGUUUUCCUUGACCCUGCAGUUGAUGGUUAUCAGACAAUUCAGUUGGAACUGGAAACUCCUACUGGUUUACGUUAUCAGCCUCCCACCCCCUUUCUCCAAGAUGAUUUCUUUAGUGAUCACUCUAGUGUAGAAUCUCCUCUUAGAACUCCCAGUAGACUAAGUGAUGUGUUGUUAGGUGCACAAGGAAACGGAGAUAUUUCCUCAGCACCACCGGUGGUGGCUGCAGAAGAUACAUCAAUUGACGAUAGCAGACCUGAUUUUCCAGUAUGCAGUCCAGAUGUUUCUCAAGACAUGGCUAUUCAUCGUAUCAAAUUUGAGGAUAUUAAACUUUAUGAUGAGCCGCAGCAUGAUGGUAGCUAUAUAUGUGUUGAAAAAUCUCUUCCAUAUUCAGAUCAAAAAUUAAAUGAAGAUGUUAGUCAUAUAGGAGAAGGUAUUCAACAGCAUGAGAGAGAAAUGUCUGGUCCAGAGGAGAUGACUGAAGAAAGACUCAAAUUGCUAUUUAAGCAUCUUCAACUUGAACAAGAAGCUGAGUCAGAGGAGAUGACUGAGGAGAAAGUACAGGCCAUCCUUAAAUAUGUUCAACAAGCAGAACACGAUAUGUCUUCAUUUACAGGCUGGCAUAGUGACGCAUCAAGUGUUCAAGUGGAACCUCCCACUCCAGAUCGCAAAAUGAACAGUGAACUUUUGGAAAGACUUGAUGACAGCCACGAGUCCAUUACUUCAUAUCUUAAAGGAGAAGUUGGAAGGUUGGAGUCAAAUGUUAGUCCUUCUGAAUCAAUUACAGAGGGCAAGACGAGAUCCAUUCCUAGAGAGACUGAAUCUGUGAAACUGAGUGAUAAACAAUGUUUGAAACUAAAAACACACCAAGGCUCUGUUGGAAAAGGGGAACAACUAACGGGGCACCAGAAAUCAGCAGAGGUGACUGGCAAAACAGUAAUAGGAGAACAUAAAAGUUCUGUGCCCAUAAGUGCAAAAAGGACAGGUUGUGAAGAAGGAAAGUCUAGGAUAUCCACUCAUGCAGAGGAAGGAGCACAUUCAGAACAUAAGUCUGGUGGUAUAACAUGCCUAAAAUGCAUUAAUCAGGAUUAUAGUGACAAUGAAUAUGAAACUGAAACAAGUUCAGACGAGGAACAGAGAAUCACUACGAAGGUUACUCGCCGACGGUUGAUAUUAAAGGGUGAGGACGCAAAAAACAUUCCUGGGGAAUCUGUCACUGAAGAGCAAUUUACAGAUGAAGACGGGAACAUCAUCACAAGAAAAGUAACUCGGAAAAUUGUGAGGCGUGAGAAAAAGGUUGGUGGAACAGUAAUGGUUGGGACGGAAGGCUAUAAAGUUAAAACGAAGAAAGAAGUCAGACAUAUUGAAAAGAAAAGUUAUUCAUAAUGGCUCAAUAUUUAAAGGGUCAUGUGCGGUUACUGCCAUCAUUCUGAAGAGACAUCAAUAGAAGAACAGGAAUUCAUGAAAAAUCACCAGAAAAUAAAAUAAAAUAUGUGUUUGCUUCUUCUACACAUUAACCGCAUGGGUUUUUUUUUUUAAACUGCAAGAAACCUUUUAAUUUAGCAUGAGCCUAUUCUACAGAGCAUGGAUAAUCGCCUUCAUUCAUAUGAGGUUGAUGAGUUUGUAGAUUAAAUACAGAGACUACCAUGACUCUCUUCAACAAGCGGAAAUUCCUGUAAUCAGAAGGACAAGAAUAUUGAAUAGACUUUGGAAGACACUAUAAUCACACACAAAAAAAAAUAACAAUUCGCCUUAUUUUUCUUGGACCCUAAAUGUUAGGGUAUAAAAAUGCUAUUGAAUUCUUUUUUUAAAUCAUCUUGGAUUUGCUGUAAAUAAACAACACUUGUAUAAAAUUCUAACUAUGCUAGAAUUCAUGUUAAUAACGCAACACCUCGUAUAUAUUUGCAUUCAGGAUAGAACACAAAUUCAUAUAACCAAAUAGGUGUCUGAAAUAAUUUCACCUAUGAGGAUAUACUGGGACGAUCUUCACAAAUUCUUGUAUAUUAUCAACUAAAAUGUUUGUAUAUGGAAAACAAAAACAAAAAAAUAAGCCAAACGGCUUAUACACAAUUUUUUUCUUUAAAUCUGCUGCAAACUGAAAUAAUUCACAAGAUGGAUAAUUCUGCAAUUCUGUGGGGGGGAAAAAAAAUUAUUCAUAUUAAUAAUAAUAUUUUGGUGCAUGUGUUUCACCUUUUAAUUGAAUCUUUUUUCAACUUUGCUAAAGCUAUACUGAAAGAUUAUAAAAACAAACAAAUAUUUUGCAAAAUUUUAGCUGUCCACACAGGGCCCUUUUAGCUAAUAGUGUAGCCGUUGCCAUCUUUAAAGAGGAACAAAAAACUUUGAUAUUUAUAAGAUACAGUAGUGCGUAAAAUUUUAGGCAUUAACUGUACUGUUUUACAAAGGGUGGGUUAAUUAUUUUCAGCUUUGAAAGUGGUUGGUGCUUUCGCAAGCACGUUUGAUACCUUAAAAUGAACAGAACCGAACAUUAGCUAUUAGACCAGGGGUGGGCAACUAUCGGCCUUCCAGAUGUUAUGGACUACAUCUCCCAUGAUGCUUUGCCAGCAUUAUGGCUGAAAGAGUAUUAUGGGAGAUGUAGCCCAUAACAUCUGGAGGGCCGAUAAUUGCCCACCCCUGUAUUAGACGGUGCUCUGUAAAAUCCUUACUGUUAUGUGUACUGCUAUAAGUUGUAGAGUCUUUUCAGUAAGCCAAUCAUUUGUAAUCAUUCUAGCAGUGUAAUAUUAGGUUGUUAAAGCUGCUGUGUUUUAAAGAGCAUUUUUAUUUGGGUUUUGGUGAAAUCUUUUCAUCAAUUGAUUAUAUUCAUAUGAAAAAAAAACAGCAUUCAUUGCUAAUAUCUCAAUAACACAAAAUGUAUGAAAUCAACAAACACUGGAUGAUCUGGUUGAAUAUUUAAACAAAAAAAAUAAAUUGUGUUAAGCUAA
Messenger RNA from Bombina bombina (fire-bellied toad), 15344 nucleotides. RefSeq names its product ankyrin 3 (gene ANK3). Bases 160 to 13791 code for a protein of 4543 amino acids. Gene Ontology annotation, biological process: protein localization to T-tubule; regulation of cardiac muscle contraction; signal transduction. The transcript has 47 exons. Gene Ontology annotation, molecular function: protein binding. The record is from RefSeq and is a predicted model, not a curated record. NCBI's taxonomy places the organism in Eukaryota, Metazoa, Chordata, Amphibia, Anura, Bombinatoridae. Gene Ontology annotation, cellular component: T-tubule.